AAGGGAGUUAUAAGUUGUUCUUGUAAAUGAAGCAUCCACCAAACACACGCAACGAACCUGCGUCUGCGUGUGGUAGCGACUAGUGUGUGUGUGUGUGUAUAUAUAUAGUUAGAUGAGAUGGAUCUCCCUCUCUCGCUGCUACUCAUCCUAUAACUCCGAUCAUAUGUGCUCACUUUCAAUCCCAAGUCUUCUUCACUCUCUCUCCUUUUCUGUUCCAACACCUCGCGGACUGGAGAAUUUUGCAGACUUUUCACGCGAUUCUCACUCGAGAUUCCCCAUUUUUCUGGCAAUCUUAUUUUCUCGUACCUCGUGAAGCUGCUGCUACUCCGCCAGUCCGUGACAAAUUCACGGAAUUCUAGAAUAUGUGCUGAAUCUUAAAAAGUUUUUUUCGUCUUUUUUUCCCUGUGUUUGGAUCUGUUAGUUGUCCUGCGAGUAAUGAAAUCCAAAUUGAACCGGAGUUUAUGCAUAGAGAAAACUACUAGUACGUGAUUGCACUUGAUGAACUGAAAAAUGCAGUUCGAAUGCGGGGAGCUUAUUUAUGUAGUGAAAGAAUUUUCUAAAGCUUGGAGUUUUGAAACACAUAAAGCCCUAACCUUGAAGCGCAUUUAACACGGAUGAAGCGGAAGCCGAAUUCUCAUAAAUAUCAUCACAGAUGGAAGAGGAAACUUUUGGUUGUGCUCUUACUGGUAUUUUGUUUCGCGACCUUCGUUGUGAUGGAAUCGCAGUACAAUAGCAUCAAAAUGCUGACAUUAGUAUCCCUGCCUUUACAAAAGCCGAAAAUUGCUUUCCUUUUUAUUGCCCGGAAUCGGAUUCCACUUGACAUGGUUUGGGAUAUAUUUUUCCAGGGUGAUGCUGAGAAUAGAUUUUCUAUCUACGUUCAUUCAAGGCCUGGAUUCUUGUUGAACUCAGCAACAACUAGAUCAACGUUCUUCUUAAAUCGUCAAAUUAAUGAUAGCAUACAGGUAGAUUGGGGAGAAGCAAGCAUGAUCCAGGCAGAGCGUAUUUUGCUUCAAAAUGCACUAACUGAUCCUUUUAAUGAGAGGUUUCUCUUCCUCUCAGAUAGCUGCAUACCUCUAUAUAAUUUCAGCUACACAUACGACUAUAUAAUGUCUGCCUCAACUAGUUUUGUGGACAGUUUUUCUGAUACGAAAGAAAGUCGUUACAAUCCAAGAAUGGAUCCAGUGAUUCCUGUUGACAACUGGAGGAAAGGAUCUCAGUGGGUUGUUCUGACCAGAAAGCAUGCCAGGACUGUAGUUGAAGAUAAAACUGUAUUUCCUAUCUUUCAGUUGCAUUGCAAGAAAAGGUCUUUACCUGAAUUUUGGCGAGACCAGCCUCAACCUGUUGACGCGUCUAAAGAGCAUAACUGUGUACCUGAUGAACACUAUGUUCAGACCUUGCUUGCUCAAAAAGGCCUGGAGGGAGAAAUUACUAGGAGGUCACUCACUCACAGUUCUUGGGAUCUUUAUUCUUCCAAAGAUCCUAAAAGGCGAGGAUGGCAUCCCGUGACCUACAAGUUGGCUGAUGCUACUUCCACGCUGAUCGAAUCUAUCAAGGGCAUAAAUAACAUCUAUUAUGAGACCGAGUACAGAAGAGAAUGGUGCACUAGCAAGGGGAAACCCUCUCAGUGCUUCCUUUUCGCAAGGAAGUUUACACGGCCUGCUGCCCUGCGGCUUCUUGAUAUGUCUACUUUGGGAGUUUCCAGGGAAGCAACAGCAAGUAGAGCCUGAUCUAGUGGGAGUAGAGGUUCAACUAGAACGGAAUUUGUAACACAUUGUGGAUAAGCCAGAAAGUUGUAUAGUAGCAAGAUGGAUAUGGAAAAUGAGUUGUAUCUUGGUAUUGUUGUUGUAAUGAAGGUGAUCGAUCGUAUUAAUAUGUUACUCUUUAUUUUGA
This is a messenger RNA of Sesamum indicum (sesame), 1890 nucleotides long. RefSeq names its product glycosyltransferase BC10. Lineage: Eukaryota; Viridiplantae; Streptophyta; Magnoliopsida; Lamiales; Pedaliaceae. Gene Ontology annotation, molecular function: glycosyltransferase activity. Gene Ontology annotation, cellular component: membrane. The record is from RefSeq and is a predicted model, not a curated record.